GUUCUGGACGGAGUAAUCUGAUGCGUUUGAGGCGGCGCUCCUCAGCCUGCAAACCGCUGCCUGCAGCUACGUUUCUGAACCAGGAGCUGUGGGUGUGCAGGGCGGGGCAGCAGCGCCUGAACGCUGAGGUUCAGAGCAGACGUCCACCAUGAGCUCUGCUGAGGCUGAAACACGCACAGAGGACCUGGAGCUGAGGGUCCUGCUUGUCGGGAGCGCUGCUGCCGACAAGACUUUGGUCAUGGACAGAAUCCAGAAGUGCUCAGAGUCGGAGUCCAGUGAGGCCAGCGCCAAGCGUCUGAAACCUCAGGCUCCCAAAGUGAGGCUUGAAGGACGGGACCUGGUUCUGUUUGACACCCCGGGCCUCUGCAGCUCAGCAAUGACGGACGACGAUGUAAUAAAAGAGAUAAAGACGUGCGUCUCCAGGUCUGCUCGCCACGUCUUCCUGUUCGUCCUGCAGAUCGACAGAUUCACCGCAGCAAAGAGAAGAAUGGUGGAGACGGUGAAAUCCAGCUUUGGGGAGGAGGUCACCAAAUCCAUGGUUCUGGUUUUCCAAGGAAGCGUCCCCGAGCAUGAAAGGAGGCCCAUAGAGGAGGCCAUUGCUGAGGUCAAAGCCCUCAGGGAGUUUGAUGAGCAGUGCGGCCAGAGGCACGUGGUUUUCUACACGGGAGAAGAAGACGCGCCUGAAGUCAGGAAGCUCAAGCUGCACAUCGACGGCAUCGUUAAGGAGAGCGAGGGAAAGUGUUACACCCAUGAGAUGAUGCUUCUGGCUGAGAGCGCAGAGCAAACCACCACAGAUUUACUUUAACUAGGACGUUUGUUCUGGGUUUCUGGUUCUGACAGAUGAGAACAUCCACACCUGCUGUUUGUGAGGCGUCCGCUGAGCUGGACUGCUGCAGGUUUAAUCAUUACGCAUAAAAACAUGGAACCGUUAUUUAGAAGCUGUUCCAUGUUCAUAAAGAAGUUCAUGCUUUUAAUUUUUUAAGUGUUUCAAUAACUGAUUAAAUAGCAACAUGACUAAACUGAAAACCAUCCGAUUAAAAAACAAUGUAAUUGAUUAAAUAAUUAAAUAUGUAAACAAUUAAUUCAAACUGAAAACAGAUAAAUAGAUCAUUUAGAAAAUAUAUCUUUAUAAUUUCUAUUACAAACGUGGUGGUUUAUUCAAAGAUGGCGUCAGUAGGCGUGGCUAAGACAGCGCUCAUGAUGAUUGGUCAGAAAAGAGGAGGUUAACCAAUCAGAUGUCUGGGCCUUUCCCACUGUGACAGUUUAAAGGGUUUCAUGGUUCGGCAGACCAAAUAUAUUACAACGUAGAGAAAUAAAUAUACUCUUUGUGUCUUAUAGUUGUGACUAUCCAACAGUUCAUUGGUCGGUCUGUCUUUCCUGGUUUUAUCCUCGCUUCCAUAAUAUAAUCAUCUUUAUUUGCCAACUAAAUUUUGUAUAUUGCAUUGAAACGUGUCCUCUGGCUCCGACCUGUCCCGCCCAGGCUGACUUCUGGGCCUAAUGGUCCUGCUCAGGGGCCAGAGCAGCAGUCUGUGGGAUUCAAACCAGGGAACGUCCUCUUCAGGACUGCUCUCUAACCACUGGGCACCACUCCCCUACAUCUGGUUAAUCUGCUUUGGUCCUGGUUUUGAAACGCUGCUGCGUAGAUAAGCUGCAGUACCAGCGUUCCUCCACACGGUGUCUCCCUACAGCACCAUGUGUUUUUACUCAGGGACCACGUGGUUAGGAUCAUCAGAGUCCUUCUGACACCAGAACAUCAGGAGUCCAGCAUGGAUCAUGGUCCUGGUACAUUAUAACUGCUUGUUUGGACCCAGUGCUCCUCCUGUCUAAUACUACUCUCUCUCUUUAUAUGUAUAUGUAUAUG
Messenger RNA from Fundulus heteroclitus (mummichog), 1861 nucleotides. Its product is annotated as GTPase IMAP family member 7. Gene Ontology annotation, molecular function: GTP binding. The record is from RefSeq and is a predicted model, not a curated record. NCBI's taxonomy places the organism in Eukaryota, Metazoa, Chordata, Actinopteri, Cyprinodontiformes, Fundulidae. The coding region runs from base 149 to 805 and encodes 218 amino acids. The transcript is spliced from 2 exons.